Messenger RNA from Thunnus maccoyii (southern bluefin tuna), 1138 nucleotides. RefSeq names its product runt-related transcription factor 2-like. Gene Ontology annotation, molecular function: RNA polymerase II cis-regulatory region sequence-specific DNA binding; ATP binding; DNA-binding transcription factor activity, RNA polymerase II-specific. Gene Ontology annotation, biological process: hemopoiesis; regulation of transcription by RNA polymerase II; regulation of cell differentiation. The record is from RefSeq and is a predicted model, not a curated record. The transcript is spliced from 6 exons. Gene Ontology annotation, cellular component: nucleus. The coding region runs from base 1 to 936 and encodes 311 amino acids. Lineage: Eukaryota; Metazoa; Chordata; Actinopteri; Scombriformes; Scombridae.
AUGAAACAAAAAGGCGGACAGGAGGAGGAGGAGGAGGAGGAAGAGGAGGAGAACCACAGAAAACCAGAGACUGAGCUCAAAAUAAAUUCUGUAGUGAAACGUCGGCCACCACCAUCGCCCACUAACCGCCAACUGGACAACCUCCACCAGCGCAGCACAGCGCCACCCAGAGGCCUAGUGCAGACCGACAGCCCGAACUUCCUCUGCAGUAGCCUGCCGCAUCACUGGAGGUGUAACAAGACCCUUCCCAGAACCUUCACUGUGGUUUCCCUGGGCAACGACGUGCCAGACGGCGUGGUUGUCACAUUGAUGGCUGGCAACGACAACAACAGCAGCGCUGAGCUACGCAACGCCACAGCGACCAUGAAGCAAGGAUACGCCCACUUUAAUGACCUCCGCUUCAUAGGUCGCAGCGGGAGAGGAAAGACUUUCACUCUUUCAAUCAACGUACUGACCUCGCCCCCUCAGAUCGCCACAUUACGCAGCGCCAUCAAGGUCACUGUGGACGGACCACGGCUGCCGAGACGACAGAGGCAGAAGGAGGUGAAAACAGGAGCUUUCAGAUCAUCCUGCAGCAGCGCAGCAUCAUCAGAUUGUAGAUCCUUUUCCUCCUCUCUCUGGACCAAUGAGCCAUCCUUCCUGGGUCAGGUGACCUCUCUGACUUCUCCUUUCACUCCAAGUCCCAGAAUGCACCACGUACCUCCUGCCCUCUCCUACUCCACCCAGCCUCCGCCAUACAGCUCCUACCUGUCUGCUCCUCCUCCUCCUUCAGUCAGCCACAGUGGUCCGUUCCAGCCGGGCAGCUUCUAUUACGGACCGAACCAAUCACUCCAAACCGCGGGGGAGGACCGAAAUGUUGCCGCUGCGCUAACCAAUUAUAUUGAAGGGGCGUGUCUUUCUAGCAGAGGGGAGGAGCCUGUCUGGAGGCCUUAUUGAUCACUGCCCAGUAACUGCGUCCCAAUUCAGGGGCCACAUCCUUCGAAGGACGCGGUCUACAAAGGCAUGCCCUUCGUGAGACACAUUCGGUUUCCAAAUGCAGCCUUCGAAGGAUGCGGCCUCUGAAUUGGGACACAGAUAAUGUUUUGUUUUCUUUAUCAGUCUGUUUUUAAAACCUGAAAAAUCUUCAAACUUUUGUUCU